AUGAAAGCGAAGAAGGAUACUCGCAAGAAAGGUGAGUAUUUUCACUUUAAAAAUAAUUUUGAAAAAUUUAGAGCCGUAAACUUUUUGAAAUGGUUUUGUGUAAUCAAUUUUUUCAAUUUUCUAUUUUAAAUUUUCUUACAGUUGAAUGAAUGUUUUCCCGAUUUUCAAAAUUGUAAACCAUCUGAAAUUUCGAUUAAUAUAUCUAUAGAAUCUAUUUUCAUACCGAACUUUCCUAAUCCAGAAUUCUAAUUAAAUUCCGGAGUUUCUAUUUCAAAAAUUUUGAGCCAGUGACGUUUUCAUAAUAAAAAAAGAAAAAAAAAACAUUUCCGAUUCACCUCAAAACAUCAAGUUCAAAAAUGACCUAAUCGACCAAUUUUUGAUAAAAAUGUUGAUAGAGCAGAGUUCAAAAUUUGAUUGCUGCUAAUUUUUAUUUUUAUUUUUUUGAAAAAUUUUGCUCAAACUGUGUAAGUUUGUCAAGUUUAGCCAGCUUCAAAAUUGGUCUCGCAUUCCGAAAGUUUGAAAAUUUUCCGGAUAGCAAUCACUUUUUGAUAAAAAAUAUCGGGAGCAAUGUUCAAAAAAAUUUCCUCUCAUUUUUUUCCCAACUUUUAUUAUAAAUAAAUAAUCGCAUUUUCUGCAGAUAACAACAAUACAUUCAUUACAAUGUCCACAAUUUCCGACAAACUUCCAACUGAUCAGAAUUAUUUAUCUCCACCUCAACCGCCAGAACCAACUAAAAUUUGUGGCCUGGUUACUGUACAUAAAGGUGAGUAACUAUAUACUUUUUUGUAUUUUUUAUUUGACUAUUUAUGAAAAAGGAACAGAUUAUCUGAAAAAUAAAUAAAAUGAAAUUGUGAUGAUCAAAAUCGAUGAUCAUCACAAUGGAGAAAAUCAAUUAGAGUUCAACAAAAAAUUCUAUUUUUAGUCGCAAUAUUUGGUAUCACAUUCAAUGCCAUCACAUUAUUCACAUUGUAUGUUUACGCGUUGAUUCGACUCAUUCAGAAAACACCCACGAAUUAUGUCGAAAUUAUUGGUUGGUUUUUUUUUUUGGAAACUUGAAGAAUGUACUGGGAAGGCUAAAAAACUGAAAUCCUGAAAAUAAGAUUUUCUUACUGUAAUUAUUAAAAAGUUCCGAAACAAAAUAAAAAUUUGAAUUAAAGUUUUAAGAAGCUCAACUUCAGUGUCAUCAGAACUUGAAAAAAUUUUCAAAAUUUCAAAAAAAAAAUGGAAAAAUUAUACUUUGUGAGGCGACAUUUAUUUUUUAUCACAUGUUCACAAUUUUUAUCAAAAUCUUUGCUCAACAAAAUAAAUAUUUGUAAAAAUCAAUGACCAAAAAAAAUUUGGAUCUGAUCGGGGAAAGAAGGCUUGGGAACGAAAACAGUUUUUGGAAAAAAAAAACGGUUUCGAUUUUUUUGAAGUCCACGGUAGAAUUAAAACUUUCUUUUCAGAAAAAGAAGGUUCAGAAUUUAGAGGACUAUUAGAAUCUCGGAUUUUAUUGAAGCACAAGAAGCUGACGAUUUAAAAUUUUCAAAAAAUAUAACUUUUUUGAAUUUUGAAAGAAAACCCCCAUUAUAAUCGAAAACCUUUUUUCUAUACCCCUAAAAAACAAGUCAAUAAUUUUCUUAUCAGCUCAAUUCUGAGCAUGAAUAAGCACGUGGCAAACACUUGAAAAUUUCGAAAUAUUGAACAUCUGUGGGAUUUUUGUUAUGAUUCCUAAACGUUGACACUCGAGCAGUGUUGGGCUGACAAUGAGGGAUCAGAUUCGCUAGAAAUAAAUUAUUCAACAAAAAUGAACUGAAAACCAUAUUUUCAGUAAUCUCCUCAAUCCUCAUCUGCAUUCUCAUUCUGUUCACCCUCCUCUUCAUCCUCGCCAUCUUCCGUACCAAACCAAAACUUCUACUUCCCUACAUAAUCUUCAGUACCGUCCUAUUUUUCGCUUUCGCCGGAGCGGUCAUCGCCUCAGUUAUUACUGUAGCAGAUGAAAUUCGGGAUGAAGUAAAUGGAGAGGAUCGGACUUAUAAAAUCGUGGAUAUUAUUUUGAUUCGUCUUGCAUUUAUUGCGUUUGGUUUAAUUCAAAUUCUAUUUAUUUACUCGUAUAUUCGAACUUUUAUGGAUGUUCGACGCCUUAACUUUUUCAAUCGUCGUUAA
Caenorhabditis angaria is the source of this 2145-nucleotide messenger RNA. NCBI's taxonomy places the organism in Eukaryota, Metazoa, Nematoda, Chromadorea, Rhabditida, Rhabditidae. The record is from the annotation of a GenBank genome assembly.